AAAAGUAUAUAAGGAGGCCAAUCUUUCAGAACUAACAUCGACUACUGAGCUCAGUACUUAAGAGAUUGAAUCUUAAUCGUGAGGCUAGAGCAGUUCACUCGACAGCAACACUUUGAUCAUUGAGACUUGUCUUCGAGUCCUUGAAGAAGCUUUGCGUGAGAAUGGUGAGAAGAAUUGCAGUCCUUCUCUGCCUGUCAAUCUUGGUGAUGACUUCGUCUUGUCAAGUACAAAACUUAGUGGCGGAGGUGUAUGUAGUGGUGGAAGACAGCACAGUACAGAGCUACGCCCAGCAAUCAUCACCUGCCCAGACCAUAGCCGAAGCUACAAACAGCCUUAGUAAUGACAUUGACCUUGUUAUAACGCAGACAAACGUUCUAUUGUCGUCUCUAGUUCAAUAUGGUAUCAAUAUAGAGGUGCGCAAAAGAAAGGUGGACAUCUUGAGCACCAACAUCAUCAACACCUUCCUCCUUGAAACUACCUACAUCGCAGACAGCUCAGCGGCAAAGGCGUCUUUUCAAAGCUGGUUGAAUCUCCAAAAUGCUUACAGUACAUUAAAUUACGAUUUCGCUGUACUGUGGACUGGAUUCGAUCUUUACGGGACAUCUGGUAUUUUUGAAAACAGUAUAACAAGCUUUGCGGCAAUGUGCAAGUCUACUGGUGUAUCAGUAAUGGAGUUUGACCCAACUGCUAGAGAUAUUGUGGCAACAGCUAAAAUCAUUGCAUAUUUGCUUUCAUCUUUGAAUGACGGUAUUACGUCUACAUACAUCAUGGCCAUUAUCAACGCCCCUGACGAUGCAAACCGUUGGUUUUAUUCUAACAGCUCAGCUCAAAGUAUUAAAGAAUUCGUAGCGCUACCUCGGGCCAGCUGUCUACUGAGUACAAACAGUGCUUCAGUGAAACCAGCUGUUACUUACGCCACCUACACUGGCAGUCUAUUGGACCCUGACGUCAUUUGCCAGAGAUCUCUCAAUGACUCCAGGUCUUACAUGUGCAAGAGUUUACCACAGAUCUACAACAACCAGCCACCAAAGGGUAAUGCCGUGUGUGGUCAAAUUUACUGUCGUAUCCCUAAAACUAGCAUUUGCACGCCCGCGUUCACUUCUGACGGAAUGAUCUGCGAAAAUCAAAAGAGGUGCACUAAAGGCCAGUGUUCUUCAUACCCGACGUCAUCCGUUGACCCCAACUGUUUAUGGGGAGACCAGAAGACCCUUGACUUCCCAUUGAUUCCCUUCUCUGGCACCUGCAAACCUUUCCUCGACACCUACGGUGCUGCCAACUGCUACACGAGGCCUAUUAAUGAAACCUGUUGCAACACGUGUAAGACUUACAACAGCGGAAUACCUGGCUGUGAGUAUGGAGACAAAUCUUCAGCAUGUGUACUGUUCACCCAGGCUCAAGUGUGCCCCAUUUACAAGAAUACUUUAUGUUGUAACUACUGCAGAAAUUACGUUGGGAGGCGUUCUGUACCGGAAGGCGGCUACCCUGAACUCACCCCUAGCCCACAGCAGAACGUCACUGAGGUCCCAGUCGUUGGAGAUUACCUUCAAGGCAAAAGACGUUGAACAGAAAGCACCGGGGAUCUUUGCUCCAUUUUGUACCUUUCUCUACCUAUAUUAUCUUAUUAUAUGCAACAGCACAACUUUAUAGUAGUACUAAUACAAAAAAAGGUAAUGUUAUAGCAAUAAAAAAAAAAGAGUAAACAAAUUUGAAUUUCCCACAUCCCCCCUUUUUUUGUUUUCGUAGUUUAUUCUGGAUAUUCACGAUAAAUUGUCAAUUGUAAACAAUGUCAAGAUCACUGUGGCCAACUAAUAAAAAUUAAUUUGUGCUUUAAGCGAAACAGAUUAGAAACUAUCUUUUAUAAUGACAAUGAAUCUUAUAAGUAAAAUAGCUAUUCAUAAUUCCUAUUUUCUGCAUAUAACCAUAUUCCUAAGCCUUUUAGUUUUCCACUAUAAAAAUCUCCAAUACUGUUCAUUUUUAUUCCUUUCUUAUCUGUUUCUUUAUUGAAUAUUCCUAGCAUAUGUUAUCCCAGUAACUGUAUUUCUAGCUCUUUAGUUCUUGGUAUUAAUGUGUUUAGCUCUUUUUAAAAGCUAUUUCUAAACAUGUCUACAUUGUAUUCCUAACACUUUUAAAUGCAUAUACGUUUCAAUAAUAUACCGUAAGCUUUGUUUCAAUAUCAACUACUUAUAUGUAAAAACAUAUUAAUAAAUAAUUAUUUCUUUAAAAAAAAAAUCAAUGUUAUUAUAUUCCAAAAUUGAUUAUGUAUUUAUAUUAUAUGCACCAAAAAAAAUAAUAAUAUUUUGGGUUACAUUUCUGUGAAAGUUGACUUUCAGGGACAUCAUUAUAACUGAUAUACUUAGCCAUUGUUUAUAUUAUUUUUUUCUUUUUACAAAAUAGAAAAAACUGUUCUAUACUUUCUUAAGCAAAAUAAAUACACAAUAUGUA
Molecule: messenger RNA, 2442 nt
Organism: Biomphalaria glabrata
Lineage: Eukaryota; Metazoa; Mollusca; Gastropoda; Planorbidae
Exons: 15
Coding region: 162-1562 (466 amino acids)
Molecular function (GO): metallopeptidase activity
Source: RefSeq, a predicted model, not a curated record